AUGAUCAAAUGGCUCUGGCAUGAUGGGUUUUACAAGGGAGUCGUUGGUUGGGGAAGCAAUGUGGAGCUGGGAGAUACCAGUCUGCCAUCAGACGCGUUUAAUUCGCAGAGGAAAUGGCACAAUAUGCCGCGACUUGAAGAUUUUGACCAAGUGGCAGCGUGUUUUAAAGACGAGUCGUGCCCUCCAAACUUUGUGGAAGAGAUGAUAGAGAAGCACAGCGAGCUGAUUCCGGGAGCAGUGAAGAAGAUCAACAAGCAACUUUUACAUGCCGGAGUCUCCCGGGAAGAGGUCGACAGGCUGGGCAAAGGACACGACUCGGGGAAUAAGGAAGCAUAUGCAAAGCUUGACAGGCUGGUUGAGGCCAGACGGAAGAUACCACCAGAAGGGAGGGUAUAUCGGGUGGUGUUUGGCAAGGUGGAUGGUAGAUGGCUGAGCCAGGAGGUCCCAGUGGAUGCUAACUGCACUCUGGCUGAAUUUGACAGCAAGACACGAGAGUAUAGCCUGGCUUCAUGCGAGGGCAGCGGAGUUGAUGCUAUGGUUGGCAGUGGCAUACCAAGGAUGAGCAAGAGGCGAAGCGAGAGUCAAUGGCUCUACAAGCUUGUACCAGCUGGCCAGAGCGUGGUUAAUCAGACUGAGGAAGGCUGGAAGAGACUUGAGACGCCGCAACACUUUGAACGCUUGAAGGAGAGGCAAACCCAACACAGGCCCAUGACAGUCCUGAUGUGUCGAGAAGAGAUGCUGCACCAUCUGAUGCUGGUAGCAGAUCCAGCCCCCGAGACCAAGCUCCAGACGCAGCCCGAGCCGUACAGAAGAAUCCUGCUUGGAACCCAGAGUGGCGAGAUUGCCGGAGACCAGGAGGAGAUCUUCCGCGUCGAGGCUGAGACGGAGGCCUGGGCAGCAGAGCAUGGCUUCGAGCACGUCGACAGGUCUACCAUAUACGCUCUGCACCCUCGUCUAAAGAACUGA
This is a messenger RNA of Trichophyton benhamiae CBS 112371, 966 nucleotides long. RefSeq lists its product as uncharacterized. The record is from RefSeq and is a predicted model, not a curated record. The coding region runs from base 1 to 966 and encodes 321 amino acids. The transcript has 2 exons. NCBI's taxonomy places the organism in Eukaryota, Fungi, Ascomycota, Eurotiomycetes, Onygenales, Arthrodermataceae.